This is a messenger RNA of Enterobius vermicularis (human pinworm), 225 nucleotides long. NCBI's taxonomy places the organism in Eukaryota, Metazoa, Nematoda, Chromadorea, Rhabditida, Oxyuridae. The record is from the annotation of a GenBank genome assembly.
AUGACGAUGAUGAUGCUUGGUGGCUGUAGUGGUAAUUUUGGUGUUGGUGGUAAUGAUGUUGAUGACGAUGGUGAUGAUGGCGGCUAUGGAAUAAGGAAGAUGAUGAUGACGUUGUCGUUUUUCUUGUUGUUUUUGCUGUCGUUGUUGUUGCUGGCGAUGGUGGUGCUGAUGGUGACGAAGAUCAGACGUUUGCUGAACUGCACAAAGUCUACACGGCAACAAUAA